AUGGUGGAAGCUUUGCACGUGUCAUCUAAGUCACAAGAAUAUUUCAUUGUACAAUAUAUAAUUGUCUUUUCUUUCUUUACAGUCGUGUGUCCAGUUGGCAGAAAGCUGGAAUCAGGAACAUGUGUUUUAUGUCCAGUGGGCCAGUACCAGAAUGAAACAGGAUCCACCAUAUGUAAAACAUGUCCCGAGUUUAAAACAACAGCUUCUGUUGGGUCAACAUCAUCAAAUCAAUGCGUCUACCAGUGUGAAGCGGGUACCUACGUGGACGAAUCUGUCUACGGGUGUGUUGACUGUCCUGUGGAUACGUACCAAGACCAGGUGUCCCAGCCUAGCUGCAUCCACUGUCCUGGCAACAACCAAACUAAAUCCACCAGGUCCACUGGGAGUCACUUCUGUCACACACCAUGUCCAGAAGGCCAAGAGUUCGAUACACAGGAUUCCACUUGUAAACUAUGUCCAGUUAACUAUUACAAAGAUGCUCAACCAUCAAGCCGUGUGUGUAUAAAGUGCCCUCAAGGACAAAAAAGUCUCACCCGAGGAAGUACUGGAUGUGUACCACUAACAAGCGGCGGAGCCAUGGUAACCGCUUCAGUUUUGAUCAUGAUUCUCACUCUCUUCGCAAUGCUCUUCAAGUGAACAACUAUCUGUGUUUGGCAGCAUGAAUCACAUUGUCUAUUCCUGAAGACGAUGAUCAAACAGACAAAAAAGUGAAAUUCUACCAGAAACAUUCUACAAAUACACAUAAACAUUGUCCGCCAAUAUUUUUAAUAUUUGAGAGAGAGAGAGAGAGAGAGAGAGAGAGAGAGAGAGAGAGAGAGAGAGAGAGAGAGAGAGAGAGAGAGAGAGAGAGAGAUGGGGGGGGGGGGGUACUGCCUUUUUUUCCCUUUUUUAAUAUGCUAUCAUGUUCUGACUAUGGACUCUUUAACUACCUAUUGUUUUCAUAUAAAAGAUUAAAAAAAUGUCUGUGA
Messenger RNA from Gigantopelta aegis, 968 nucleotides. Its product is annotated as sushi, von Willebrand factor type A, EGF and pentraxin domain-containing protein 1-like. The record is from RefSeq and is a predicted model, not a curated record. Gene Ontology annotation, biological process: signal transduction. Gene Ontology annotation, cellular component: cell surface. The transcript has 6 exons. NCBI's taxonomy places the organism in Eukaryota, Metazoa, Mollusca, Gastropoda, Neomphalida, Peltospiridae. Bases 1 to 636 code for a protein of 211 amino acids.